Molecule: messenger RNA, 7523 nt
Organism: Chilo suppressalis (striped riceborer)
Lineage: Eukaryota; Metazoa; Arthropoda; Insecta; Lepidoptera; Crambidae
Source: the annotation of a GenBank genome assembly
CUAAAAUGGUGAGUGGUCUGUAGUCAUGUGUGUUGAUUUAUUUUCAGUUCACAAUUUUAUUAAUUCGGAGUAUUGCCAUAAACAGUGAAAUAUCUACAAAAAUUGUGAAGGAAAUAAUAUUAUCUUCAAGAAUAUCUUUACACUAUUUUACUGGUAAAGCUGUGAAGCAGCUACAACAGUAGACAAUGAAAGUCUGGGGUGCGCACGGGGAAUUCUGCGCUCGUCACCAAUGGGAGGUGAUCGUGGCGACCCUUGCCCUGUUAGCCUGCGCUGCCAGCGUAGAACGCCACGGAGCAGGUUCGAGCUCUGAGAGAUGCGCCGGCUGGGCCAGAGCGUGCCCGGGGCUAGAGGCCGAGUACCAAGCCGCAGACGCUGUCAUAAUGACCAUAGUUCGCUGCGGAGCCUUGCUAUACGCUUACUACCAAAUCUCCAAUCUACAGAAAAUAGCAUCGAAGUAUCUCCUCAUAAUCGCCGGCGUUUUUUCGACGUUCGCUAGUUUCAUAUUCACCUCCGCUCUAGCCAGCUUGUUCUGGAGUGAGCUCGCUAGCGUGAAAGAUGCUCCGUUUCUAUUCUUAUUGGUCGCGGAUGUGGCUAGAGGUGCCAGAAUGGCGAAGGCUGGCUGGUGCGCCGGAGAAGAUCAGGGGAAGAGGGUUGGAAAAGCCUUAGCCUUAUUAGGUCCCACUGCGACUUUAGACACACUGUUGGCAGUUCUCUUAGUGGGCGUAGGUGCGCUAUCGGGGGUUCCGAGAUUAGAACACAUGUGCAGUUUUGCGUGCCUCGCUCUGCUAGUAGAUUACCUCGUGUUCGUCACGUUCUACCCCGCUUGUUUAUCUUUAGUCGCUGAUUUUGCAUCGGCCAGGAAAGACAUUGUGAAGGACAGUCCGUUUUCUGAAGAAGACAUGAAACCGAAUCCUGUUGUUCAAAGAGUGAAAAUGAUAAUGGCCGCCGGCUUGCUUUGUGUGCACUUGACUAGUAGAUGGCCUUGGAGUGCCGAUAGUGGUAUAGUUGAAGGCCCCAACGACAACAUGACUCCGGCGACACACGACAAUGUCUUGCUUCACUCUUAUGUCAAAUGGUUUUCUGUCAGCGCUGAUUACAUAGUGAUAGCAACUUUACUGUGCGCUUUGAUAAUCAAAUUCAUAUUCUUUGAGGAGCAAAGGAAUUGGAUCAUUGACAUGAACGAUAUGACAGUUAAGGAAGUUGUCCAGAAUGACAAGGAAUCAGUGGUAUCUCACAGGAAGCCGUUGUUUUCAGUGGGUGACGAUUCGGGCUCCGAAGUUUCGACUCAGACCGAUUGCACGGCCUCCAUGGAGGAGGAUCUAUGGCCUACGUUAUCGCCUAGUUGUUCAGCAUCCAAGUUAAACGCUAAGAAACGCCCAAUGGCUGAAUGCUUGGAAGUGUACCGUUCUGAAGGCGCUUGCACUUCUUUGAGUGACGACGAAGUCGUUAUGCUUGUAGAACAAUCCCACAUACCUUUACAUAAACUGGAAAGUGUGAUGGGAGACCCCUUACGAGGUGUCAGGUUACGGAGACGCGUCAUCGCUAUGAGAUUUCAAACUGAAAGCGCUAUUAAACAACUUCCAUAUUUAAAUUACGAUUAUAGCAAAGUGCUGAAUGCCUGUUGUGAGAAUGUCAUUGGAUACAUCGGCGUCCCGGUCGGUUAUGCGGGACCCUUGUACGUUGAUGGAAAGCCGUACAUGAUUCCUAUGGCAACGACAGAGGGAGCUCUAGUAGCGUCCACUAACAGAGGUGCGAAAGCUAUAGGACCUAGAGGAGUGAUCAGUGUAGUUGAGGAUGUCGGUAUGACCAGAGCGCCAGCUGUGAGACUACCCAACGUAGUGCGUGCCCACGAAUGUCGCCAAUGGAUGGAUAACAAAGAAAAUUACGCCAUGAUCAAAGAAGCAUUCGAUUCCACAUCGAGAUUUGCUCGCCUCCAAGAAGUCCACAUAGGCGUCGACGGCGCUACACUUUACUUGCGCUUUAGAGCCACUACAGGCGAUGCUAUGGGUAUGAAUAUGGUCUCGAAAGGCGCUGAAAACGCUUUGAUACUGUUAAAAAAAUAUUUCCCUGAUAUGGAGGUUAUCAGUUUAUCCGGGAACUACUGUUCCGACAAGAAAGCAGCCGCCAUUAACUGGGUUAAAGGCAGAGGUAAACGAGUCGUUUGCGAGACAGUAAUCUCGAGCGAGAGUUUGAGGACAAUAUUCAAAACGGACGCUAGGACUUUAGCUAAAUGUAAUAAGAUAAAGAAUCUGUCAGGAUCUGCUCUGGCUGGAUCUAUUGGCGGAAAUAAUGCACACGCGGCGAAUAUGGUGACUGCUAUUUUUAUAGCUACGGGACAAGAUCCUGCUCAAAACGUGACCAGUAGCAAUUGCUCGACAAGCAUGGAGGUUUAUGGAGAAAACGGAGAGGAUUUAUAUGUCACGUGCACAAUGCCUUCUCUGGAGGUCGGCACUGUUGGCGGGGGGACAGUUCUGACAGGACAAAGCGCGUGUUUGGAGAUUCUAGGGGUCAAAGGUGCUGGCACGCGCCCUGCCGCGAAUUCUGCACGACUCGCUUCUUUAAUUUGCGCUACAGUCUUAGCGGGUGAACUGAGUCUUAUGGCCGCUUUGGUCAAUUCUGAUUUGGUCAAAUCACAUAUGCGUCACAACAGAUCUAAUAUUAAUGUACAGAACACCUCGAGUGUGGAGCUGCGCUCGGUCGCACUGAAAGUGCCUAAUUUAUAACAGUUAUUAUUGAAGUUUGAAUCAAACUCGAAUGAUUGAGGCUGCGAACCCAAAAGCUACUGCGUUAAGUUCAGCUCUCGGGUUGGAAAACUUUACCAAUGCUUACUACUUCAAAGACAGCAAACAUUUUGCCUUCAACUGUGAUUAGGGAGUACCUUUGGUAAAAGUUCUUCUUGCUGUGCUUUGGUAAAAGUAUCCGAACAAAUAGGGAUAAAAAUUAGUAAUUGUGUUAACUACUUAUAACCAUUGAGGCUACAUCACCAAAAGUUGUUUUGUUGUGGAAUCGGCAGAUAGUAUACUACAAAUAUACACUACAACCUUGUAGAGGCAUCUUGUGUAUUCUGCCACAGGCACUAAAUUUUUUUGGAAUGCUAACCGCAAAGUGGAGAAAAUUAAUUAUUAACUCGGGUUAUUAUCAUUUUGAAGCAUAAAUUCGAUUUGUGAUGGCAGCUUCUGUAUUAUAAUAUAAUUUUUAAUAUAUUUAUCAGUUAGAAAUUAUUAUUUUCUAUCGUAGAAGAAACGCUCUAGCCAAACAAAACGCGUGGGUAAAUUCUCAUUUGUCUUUGAACUGCCGAUUCCUGCUCCUACUUAACUAACAAUGACAAUGGUGUCAAUUCUGGCGUGAUUCUCUAAACUUAAAACUAAAUUUAACAUCAAUCUCUCCUUUUCGUAUAGAGAAUGACAAGGAUACACUGUUGUCAAAUUUAAGUUUAGGUUUAGAGAAUAGUGUCAGAAUUGACACCAAUAACUUAUUAUUUAAGCGUACCCUCUUUCAAUGAUUUUUGCAGUAGGUAUGGAUUUCAACCAUAUUCUGUUUUACACGCAGUGCCUCUCAAACUUCAAAAGUGACGUGACAGUAUUUUACCCACUUGUAAAGUAUUAUCUUUAAAGAAUAGGUACAAUAUGCGCCACGAAAGAUGAGACUUGACGUGGUUUGACAUCUGGGAUCUUGAGGUCUGAGGGGAGUCAGGGUUCGGGUGCCAUCGGGGUGGCGGAAAGAGCUUGGGAGGCGCGGCACUCAAGUCUCAUCUUUCGUGGCGCGUACUGUUGACAGUUCUAUCGAGGUGUCUAAAAAUAUGUAAUGCCUUAUUUUAAUACGUUAACUUUAACUAAGUUUCAUCUUUGACUGCGAUUUUUAAUAAAUUAAUUAGUUUAAAUGAAAUAAUGGCUAGAUUUACAUUCUGUAAAUUUUGAAGAUUCUGAGCAACGCUGUCAAAGUAGGGAACAUCGCUGCAGUACUUACUCUUUCUAUAGCAAGCCACUUUGUUUACGUCGGUCUAAAUCUAAGUAAUCUGAUGUCUCAUAAUAGUGUGAUUGCUGUAAUCUAAAUCGCCAGUUUAGUCAACAUCGUGAUAUAGAGAAACGGCCUAAACUUACGAAGAAUUGCGAAUACAAAACAUGUGUAAAUAAAUUCAAAUAUUUCUUUUUGGGGAGAAAAUAUUAAGAGUGAUAUGAAGACCAGUGAAUGAUUGAACCUAAAAUAAAGUACGUUAAAAUAGACUAUGUAUGUAAUACAUAAAUAAAACUAAUAAAGGUAGGAUGGUUUCUCAAAACUAGGUAAAAUAAACACAUUUAAACGCCAAAAACUUAUUUGACACAACAUUUUAAAUUAUACCCACCAUGAUAAAAUAUUUAACUUGUUCAAAUUACUUUCACUUAUUGUUUCCGGGUAAUAAAUAAUAUUUUAAACUAACCUGAUUACGCUGAUCUGGAUUUUGGGUUACACUGGUGUCGAUUCUAGCAUGGUUCUCUAAACUUAAACUUAAAUUUGACAACAGUGUAUCCUUUUCAUUAUCUACAUAGAAUGAAAGGGAGAGACUGGUGUUAAAUUUAGUUUUAAGUUUAGAGAAUCAUGCCAGAAUUGACACCAUUAUCUAUCUAUAGACUGGAAAAGUUUAAAAAUAUAUAAUGUAAUAUCUUUAAUUUUCAUUCAUGUAAAUUUUAUUUUAAUCAUUUCAAUUUACCCUGUAACCCAACCGCAAACAACUAACGAAAAACUAUUCAUAUCGCCAUUGUCAAAAUUUCUAUGUAAGGAGUAAGUUUGUUCUUAAGUCCGGUAGGGGCGCUGCUUAGUUUACUUACGUGUUUGGGGCACUGAUCUAUCAGAUACCUUUGAAUCUGUUGACUGCCAGUUUAUUAGAAUUUCUGAGUCACUAGCAAGAACGUGAAACUUCAAGACUAAUAAUUAAUUCAUUAAUUCCCUACUGACACCCAUAAACUGUACCCUUAGCACGAACCAAUAUCGAAUUCGAAUAGUUUGCGAGGCGAAAACUCAUUUUCAAAUGUGUGGCGUUGCUGUUCAAGUUUCCAUACAAAAUUAGACAUUGACAUUUCGCAGUCGCAAACUAUUCGAAUUCGAUAAUGGUUCGUUCAUUAGUGUAGCGUAAACUAAUGACAUAGUGUCGACUCUUUCUUCCUUAUGUAUUUUUUCAGUAUUAGUAAUUUCUAUCGCGCGUAAAUCGCCUCACCUUUAAAGAUCUAAGGCCACACUACAAGUACAUGUAGUGCCGCUGAGUUGGUGCUUAGUAACUUGAUUCUGUUAAAAAGAAACAUAUCUCGUGUAUCAAUGUUUUUUUCCCCAAGUUCAUUUUAAUUAAUUUUAUAUGCUUGAUCUGUCAGUAGCACAAAAUUUGACAAUUACUGAUUAUAAAGGGCUAUUUAUUAUUUUGUACAGACAAAACAAACAUGUAGGGCGAUUCUGUAAAAUAGAAUCUCACUUCCGUUUUCGGUAGCUGCCAAUUUAGACAUUGAUAUUCAUUACGCCAUUACACGGCAAAAUGUCGCGGUAUGUAGAAGCAGCCGGAAUUACAUAUUUGACAUUUGUCAGAAAUCAGAUGAGAUCGCAAGUGAGAUUGCAUCUUACAGUACCCUUAGCACCAACCAAUAUCGAAUUCGUAUCGUUAGCGAGUCCGAAAUGACAUUGUUAAAUGUGUACUGAUUUUUAGUUCUCGUUACGUACUUUGAGCCGCUGCUGCUGAGCUGUUCAAGUUUCCAUACAAAAUUUGACAUUGAUAUUUCGGUUUGCAAACUAUUCGAAUUCGAUAUUGGUUCGUGCUAAGGGUACAUAUCUAUCCUAGUAUUACGUUUCCCUGUGUAAUUGGACAUAUUUUUUAGAGAAUAAUUGAGAAAUUGUCAAUAAAUUAAAUUUAAUAUGUUUAUAAUUUUACUUAUAUCUUCCUCUGCUGUGUUGUUCUAAUAAUUAAGUCCUCUCUAUAAAGAUACAUUUGGUAUUAUAAUGUACAUUUAAAGAAUGAAUAAAGUUGAAUUUUCUACAACGAAGAUAAGGCCAUCCUGUAUUACUGUAACUAUAAACUAAAUCCCCCUUAUUAAUAUAAUUAACCUAUGUAAUUAAUAAACAAGCAACAAGUUUAGACUUGUUACGCCGUGUUUUGUUCAUGUCACUCAAAUGCCAUUUGUGAUUCAAUAAACAGAGACAAAACAUGGAGUAACAUAUCCAACAGUAGUUUUCGUUUAUUAUUAAGGGGGUAAGGCGUUUUGCAGACGACGGGGCGGGGCGGGCAUUUUGUCCGCGAAGCAAUAAAAACCGCGUCUUCCCGUCGAUGUGUGCGGCUGCCCGCGCCGCGUACACAAAGCACACGACGGGCAGAGGCGGUCAGUUCAGGACGUUCGUUCUAGUGAAUAGUCCAUCACUUAAAAGCGCGUGGCGCGGACUGAGCUAGCCGCCCCGCGCCGCCCGUCUGCGUUACUGCAUAUAAACUGGUUUGUAUGAUCCACGGCGGGCAGCCGCGGACAUGCCGCGCCGCCAUCGCCUGUGCCCGCCGGGCACCUGCGGCGCGGUCUUUUUGCCCUCUGUGUGCGUUUGUAGUAUAGGAUUCACUUUGUGCUAUCGUUCGCGGCGAAAUUGACCGGCCCGCUCCGCCCCGCCGUCUGCAAAGCGCCUAAAAGUCUUAAAUCCAUAACGUCAUCAUCAUCAUCAUCGACCCAUGCUCGUCCAAUGCUGGACAUAGGUCUCUCCUAAUGCACGCCACUGCUCCCGAUUUUCUGCCACUCUCAUCCAGUCCACUCCAGCCAGCCUACGAAUGUCAUCAUCCCAUCUUGUCUCAGGGCGUCCCACACUACGUUUACCGAGUCGCGGUCUCCACUCAAGAACUUUACGGCUCCAUCGGACUUCAGUUCUGCGGCUAAUGUGACCAGCCCACUGCCACUUCAGUUUGCUAAUUCUGUGGGCUAUGUCGGUGACUCUGGUUCUCUGUCGGAUUACAUCAUUUCUGAUGCGGUCCUUCAGGGAUACUCCGAGCAUAGCCCUUUCCAUAGCUCUCUGAGCGACUUUAAACUGGUGGACCAGUCCAGCCGUGAGUGUCCACGUCUCGGCGCCGUAUGUCAUAACUGGGAGGACGCACUGGUCGAAGACUUUCGACUUAAGACAUUGAGGGAUGGGUGACGAGAAUCCAUAACGUAGGUAACUUAAUUGCAGUUUUAGUGAAAUUGUAACAUAUAAUAUAUUUUUAAACAAGCUAAGGAUCAUAUUCGAUUUAUUUACCGGCAUUUCUAUUGAAGCUUCUCUGAAAAUUCAACUUUAUUCACUUUAUAUUAUGAUAAUAAAUUUUCUUGUUAAAAAAAAUACGUGCAGAUUUCAUUGGUUGCUAAAUGUGUAUUAUUUGUACUUUUUGCUAAUGACAAAAUACCCUAUGUAUAUACUUAAUUUGUUAAGGUUUUAUGUAUGAAUAUACAAUUCAUAUAAUUAUUGUAAAUUCAAAAAAAAAUGUGUUUAUUCAUUUUGUUAAUUUAUUUAUUAGAUGUUAUGUUAGGGACCAAAUAUGAGUGUGCAGUGUAAUAAUU